This is a messenger RNA of Suillus plorans, 891 nucleotides long. Its product is annotated as Endonuclease/exonuclease/phosphatase. The transcript has 3 exons. NCBI's taxonomy places the organism in Eukaryota, Fungi, Basidiomycota, Agaricomycetes, Boletales, Suillaceae. Gene Ontology annotation, molecular function: catalytic activity. The record is from RefSeq and is a predicted model, not a curated record. Bases 1 to 891 code for a protein of 296 amino acids.
AUGCUCAAUGACCAGGCAGGAACACUCAAGGCCCUCCCAGAGGCAGCCAUGACCGCUCCAGAGGUGCACCGUUGCAUCUCUAAUACUAAGGACCCCAUGCUUCACUCCGCUACUCCCUCCAUUGGCCCAACUACCUUAACACCGACCUCUCCUGCUCCCACUAAUGUCAGUGCUUCCUCCUCAAGCCUUCCCACCUCCCCAAGUCCCUCAACUCCACAGAUCUUACCCCCAGUAAUGUUUGAACAGCAGAACAAACCAAUGACUCAGUUAUGCAUAUGGCAGCAAAAUCUCAACAACUCGCUCAUUGCCCAACACUCCCUGCUAAAUGGCCCAAUCGCUCGUGACUGGGACAUUAUAGCACUCCAGGAGCCACACAUGAAUUCUAUGAAAAACACAAUCUCUUCCCCCUUCUUUCAUGCUAUCUACCCGUCCACCUGCUUCUCCUCUCCAAAGUCCAAAUCACGUACAAUACUCUUCCCUUCACCUGAUGUUGUCGUUAUCCAAUUCCAAGGCUCCUUCGGUCGCUGUAUGGUAUUCAAUAUCUACAAUGACUGUGUCCACACAAAGACCCAGGAUGUGCUGGCAUCCUUCCUUGACUGUGAAGCUGCAUGUCUGCGCCCCACGGCAGACAAUCAUAUGAUCUGGCUAGGGGACUUUAACAAACAUCACUUAUUAUGGGAUGAAGACCAUAACACACACUUAUUCACUAAUCAUUAUCUAGACGCAGCGCAACCACUCCUUGACCUUCUUGCAGACUAUGGCAUGCUGGUGAUGCUCCCAAAAGGUCUACCUACCUGUCAUAUCUCACAUUCUGGACCUACAUCCAACAAUGUUUCCACACAUAUUACAGUGACCUAUCUCCGUAUAAUACGAGGGAACGGACAUGCAUAA